Penaeus monodon (black tiger shrimp) is the source of this 2419-nucleotide messenger RNA. RefSeq lists its product as uncharacterized. Gene Ontology annotation, molecular function: nucleic acid binding; zinc ion binding. The coding region runs from base 1043 to 2419 and encodes 458 amino acids. Lineage: Eukaryota; Metazoa; Arthropoda; Malacostraca; Decapoda; Penaeidae. The transcript has 2 exons. The record is from RefSeq and is a predicted model, not a curated record.
CAAGCUCCGUGCCCAUACACACCUUUUUCUCCACUUUUUCUUAUAAAAGAGAUACUCCAUUUAACCAGAAACGCCUUUUACAAGACGAAUUGGCGAAGGUUAUGUGAAUCUAGAGAUCUCGCAGCAAACCAGUUGUCCCGGAAGAGACCACCGUUCCUGCCCAAGUCUCGUUCCUUAUGGAGGCAUAUACUAUUUUACCCUGUAUAAAUUGUAAAAAUAUAUUGGUGAAAUGUUUCUUGAUUAUAAUUUUCCUGGAUAAAUACUCAUUCAUCUCAGGAUCAAACUGAACUAAAGAGGAAGAACUUAAAAUUAAGGAAAACCUCGACAAAUUGGCGCAGUGAGUAGGAUGAUCCCAUGAAUGGUAUUUACUCCAGGACGCUACUACUACGUACUACUUGAAUGUUUACUACUAUUCAUUUUGUUUCUAAUAGAUUGUAACACGGUGUUUGGAAGGGUGAACGGCCGUGCUGAAUGGUCGGAGGUAACCAAGUGGAGAAUCAGGUAAUAUUGAAGGUAAUGUAAUGGACUGAGUGUGGUGAUGGUUGUGUGAUGAGUGUAUGCAUGCGUGAUUUGGUUCCUGCAUACCAGUCAAACGUGUGGUGUUUAGCGUAGUGUCGAUCCCCACAUGCCUCCCUCACCGUAACGAGACGAGUGCUUGUCUCAGUGUUGCCAUUGUCACAUAGGUUGUCACAUGGCUGGGGAUAACAGUCUUUGGUUGUUUAGAGUAAUUUCGUUUGUAUUUAAGAUUGUGGUAUACCCCGUGAGCGUAGCAGAUAGACUGCGUUCAGUGUCUUGAUUGUAAUGCGGCAUAAUUUAACCAUUACUAUUAACGACUAGUUUUCUUUGCGCGAACCAGAUUUUUCUGUGCGCUUAAUAAUAAUAAUAAUAAAAAAAAAAAAAAAUCAUUCAUAUCGAUAUGCGCAACUGGCAGAUUCAUGCUAUUUUGAUUAAGCUGUUGAUGUAUAUUUAAAGUACUGCUGAAACCGUUGUCUAGACAGUUUAAAAUUACAUAACUUGGAAUAGAAGAUUAACUACAUUCAAAAUGUCUUUCAGUAUACUAGAAUUGGUUAAGACUGCCAAGGAUGCGGGACUUUCGACGGAAGAUAUCAAUGUUCUUGUUUCUCGUGAAGAAGAGAGGUACAAUAAGGAAAGUGAGCGAGAGGAGAGACAGAGGGAAAGAGAAUUUAAGAAAGCAGAACUGGAAUUAAAGAAAUUAGAGAUUGAAUCGGCAGAAGCGAGCAAACGGCGCGAGCACGAGUUAGAGCUAGCUAGGAUUAAGGGUGAAGCUGGUGAGCAUACGACGGGGAACAAUUCUGUAUUUCCGGACUUAAAGCUGCCUAAUUUUAGUGAAGGUAAAGACGAUAUUAGCGAUUACCUUACACGCUUUGAGAGAAUUGCCGAUCUACAGGGAUGGAAGAUUAAUAAUUACCACGUUUACUUAGGUGCUCACUUGACGGGUAAAGCUUUGAAGACUUACACUAGUUUACACGAGGAAGUUUUGUGCGAUUAUUCCCUACUUAAGGAAGCUCUAUUAAAGACUUAUUGUUUAGAUGCGGAUUCAUAUCGGAAGAAAUUUCGGGAAAGUAAAGUAGGCGACAGCGAGACGUAUAUGCAGCUGAUAACUCGGAUGGAACAAUAUUUAAAGAACUGGAUAGCAUUGAGUGAAGUAGAAGAGGAUUUUGACAAAUUAUGCGAAUUCUUAAUAAGAGAUCAGUUAUUAACAAACUGCCCAGCUGAUCUACGAAUAUUCUUGAAGGAGAGAUUAUUUGACAGUACUCUAGAAAUGGCACAAGCUGCCGAUAGAUUUCGGGCUGCUCAUCGGCGACCGAAAACUUUCAGAAAUUUUCAGGGUAAAGAAGAAAGCGAGAGGUCCGAGUCAAAAUCUAACUUAGUUUGUCACAACUGCAGACUUACGGGUCAUAUUCGCCCUAACUGUCCCGAACUAAAGGGUAUUGCGAAGACUAAAUCUAGCAGAGUGAAUUUCGUUUUCGAAACCGAUCUCACACCGCAGAAUAGCAUCACCGCAAAAGCCGUUUUAUUUAACAAGACCGUGAAUGCUCUUCUAGACUCCGGCUGCUCAACCAUCAUUGUUAAGGAUUCCCUUGUUCCUUCUUGCGUUAAGAAGAGAAGGAUGGUUACGCUUUAUGACUACCUAGGAGUAGGUCGAUCAUUUCCCGAGAUCAGGUGUCACGUAAAGUGUGAAUUCUUCACCGGGUGGGUCAGCGCCGUCGCAGCCCCGAUUAAAUUUACCGACGUGCUGAUAGGUUUGAUUCCGGGAGUGAAGCGACCGAUGCUGAACGUGUCCGGGACGUCUACGGAUGCUAACGACCAUGAUAAUAUCCAUAAAGAUGCGUCUGGAGAAAUCGUAAUGGAAGUUCAGACGAGGAAGGAUAAAGGCAAACUAAUCUUGCUCCUUUAG